GUCGAGCUGGUCGAGAAAACAGCACGCUCGUGAAACCAACUAGUCCAGCACGCGUGCUCGCUCAUUCACGCGGGUAUUUCGAACGAAACGUCAAUCCGACGCCCUCCGGCACUCCUCCCUUCGCCGCCGCCGCGAUCGCGGAAUCUCGACGAGACGCUCGGAUCGGAUCGAACGGCUUUGCUGACCAGAGAACAGCACGUUGAAAUCUCCGGAGGCAUUUGACACAUCGAUGCCGAAACGGAGGAUCGAUACCGAAACGUCACGUUGAAAUAUACGGCGUGAUUUACGCGCCGCGUCGGUGUUUUCGGCGAUCUGUAAAAUUGACAACUUCGAGGCAGUUCCGCGGUGAAUGAAAAGCAACAGUGAUCGAUCGAUCCUCGGCCGAGUUCCUCGACUUAGAAGCCGAUGCUUUAAGAUCCAGGAAGUUCAGCAUCGGCGGUGGUCCGCGAAAGAAGGGGCCGAUUAAAAAAGUUCGGGCCGAUUUUAGGGGACGAGAGGCGCGAGGAUAUUUAUCGAAAAAGUUUCGCGCGACUGGUUCGUGAAACUUUUGGUGCGAGAAUUACGAAAUCGGCCGGAUCGAUUUUGUCCGAUCCGCGUUAGCGAUCGGAUAGAGAAAGUCGAUCGCGCUGGCCGGCUGAAAAACGAGAUCGCUGUGUCUCUUUAAACGAAACACCUGUGCGAGUUGCUGCGCGCGAGGUGGCCCCGCUGUGCGUGAACGGUGGGCCGUUCGGUGGGAAACGGGGUGGCUCGUCUUCGUAGAUAAGGGAAGCGGCGACCCCGGGGCUGUCAAGGCGCGCGUAUAAAAUCGACGAUAGCGAAGUCGACAGCCGCCAGUGUCGCGGGAGCCGCGCGCGAGAGAGGACGUGGGUCGCGUAACGUCGCCGCGAGGCAGAACUGCACGCGAAUAAAUGAUCCGUUCCGCAUGCAGCCGCGAUUCGCGUCAUGAAGAAACGGCCGCUGUAAAACUUCUGUAAUCCGAGCCACGGACGCGUACGAGGACCAUGUGCGACUGAGAGAGGGCUUCGGUGGGCGUGCAGACGGCUGUGACACGCGGGACCGUUUGAAAGUUUGCGAAACCGCUCGGCAGGCUGACUUCGGAGUCUCUCUGGGGACGAGGCAUCGACUGCGAGGAUACAGAAAAGGGACCCUGCGGGAGACGGUGAAACGCUGAGAAGAUUCGUCUCGACGAAUUCUGCUGCCGCGGGAGGCUGAAGAUUUUUUAAGGAACGAUGGAAAGCCGGCGACGUUUCUGAGAGAAAACGGAUCGCGAAACAAUCGACGAAGUCCGAAGAAGUGACGAAGAUUUCCAAAAAUCCCAAGACUGUCUAAGAUAGGCGUUUUUUUAAAAAAAAAAAGAACCCGAAAGUCUUCAAUCUCGAACAAUAAGCUGCCACCUUCGAGGAUUUUUUUACGAAACAUUGAAAACCGUGACUGAAUUAGGAAAUUACGGAGAGUUGUUUCCUCCGAUAAAUCUCCGACGAUUUAGGAGACGAAUUAUAGGAGACUCUGUAGAAGGAGUUUGCGAAUUAAAUAGCAGUAAUCGAAGAGAAUUUUUCACGAAAAUUUCGUGGAAAAUCGAGGCGACGCCGAAGAUCGUUAUCCGAAAAUUGCGUAAACGGGUCGGCGGAGUAGCCGUUUUCACGAAGGGUGGGCCGCCUCUUGGCAAGUGGUUCGAGCGUAGAUUUCCAUCGAUUUCGUCCGCGACUCCUCCACCAUAGAGUUCGCCGCGCUGAAGGGUACGGCGAGGGCUGAGAGAUGCGUCCGCGAUCGUGCGUCGCGCGUAGAAGCGGAAAGCCGAGGGAACCUUGAGGGAUUCGCGGAAGAGAGACGCGAGUCAGGAAGAGACCGAGGAGGCGGUAGGAGGACCGAAGCGAACAGGGCAACGGAGAGGCGAGAAAACGGCCGAGGAAUGCCGUGGAUAAAGUGUUUGGGUGGCGGAGGCGGAAACGCCAGAAGAGGCAAACCACUCAGCGUCAGCCAGCCGAUCCACCUGCUUGUCAAGAGCGAGUUCGAGCCGCAGUGUCACGUGUUCCGGACGAAGCAGUUGCGCAAGCCGCGACCGUGCCAUUUGUGCCAUCAGGCGGUGAUCAAGCAGGCGUCUUGCUGCCGAGUGUGCAAGUACAUCUGCCACAAGACCUGCGAGGACAAGCACAAUGGGGGCUACGAAGCACAGCCGAAGAGUGUCAACACCAUCACCAGGAGCAAGCAGCAACAACAGAUACAGACGUCCUCGUCGACGACGGCACCCGCGAGGACGCCGGGCGUCGGUGCGGACGCGGCGACGACAGGUUUGGGGAAGGUCGGAGGUCGCGUGACGGAAGUGAUGGAGCUCUGUUACGUCACGGAGAGGAUCAUCGCUCUUUGGUACAGGGAGGAUGCCCAGGGAGUGCUCGAACAUGCCACCACGCUGCUCCGAGGGAAACACGCCGAUAAUUAUAUGAUAUUCAACCUGUCGUCGCCAGGACGUCCCGGCGAGCCGAACACCAGAGAAGAAGGCUGGCCCCAAGGUCUGGCGCCCAGUUUGGAAAGGUUGUGUGCCUUGUGCAAGGAGCUGGACUCCUGGCUGAACGGUGCGCCUAAUCGCGUCGUGGUUCUCCACGCCAGGGGUAGCAAAGAGCGAUUGGGUGUGGCAGUCUCCGCGUACAUGAACUACAGCAGCAUCUGCGGAGGACGCGACCAGGCGCUGGACAGGUUCGCCAUGAGGAGAUUCCUGGACGACAAGAUCGGAUCCCUGCAGGUCCCGUCGCAUCGAAGGUACAUCAAGUACUUCAGCGGGCUGCUCUCUGGCUCCUUAAGAAUCAGCCAGUCACCUCUCUAUCUGACGCACCUCACGGUCCUCGGGGUGCCUCUGUUCGAGCCGACCGGCUGCCGAGCGUUCCUCAAGGUCUACGAAGGACUCACUCCGGUCUACACCUCGGACCUCUACUCAGUGACGAACGCUCGAGAGUUCACGGUGAACCUCGGCGGUCUGCGACUGCGGGGCGACAUUCUGGUGAAAUGUUACCACAGGGUGUACUCGAAGCAGAGCCGGGAAGUCAUGUUCUCUCUUCAGUUCCAUACCUGCGUAAUUACGGAGAAUGUGGUGUCCUUCCCUCGGUCCGAGCUGGACGUUGCCUGCGACGAUCCUAGAUGUCCUCCGGACAGCGUGGUCACUCUCUACUUCGCCACGGACGCUAAACGCCAGGACGGCCCUAUUCCGGCGCCUACGCCCGCUGUGCCGCACACCUCGGCUCAUCACGAUCCCAUCUUGCACUGGGACAGCUACACGAAUCUCGAAAUCAGCGACGACGAAGGACGGGAAACACCAUUAUCACCGCCGCCACCAUCGAGUUCCUCGGUCCAGACGUCGCCUCGCGGAUUGGGUUACACCUGCGGUCCCAUAGAUGGAUCCUUGUACGCUGUGGUUCACCAGGGUGCUGCCGGUGGUGCCCGCGGCUCGCCAUUGACAGUUUCCAUGGACAGUGGCAUCAGCAGUGCCCCACCGCAACGACCCAGCCCACCCGAGCCAGAGCCGGACAACCAGGCUCAUGGUGAUCUUGAUAAACUCCUCCAUGAUAUGAUGCUCACUGUCGAGUCUAUGCCAGAUCCCCCGACGGAGGACUACCGAGCAGACAGGAGCGAGAAGAUGUACAUCCAGGAAAACCGGAGCUACAGCAGCCACACGAGUAACUCCCCGUCGACGUAUUCCACGCUGAAGGACUCUUACAGGAGCUACGGCGCGGGUAAAGAGUCCAGCCCGCCUUACAACGCAAGCAGCAGCUACAGUACCCUGAAGAACGAGUACCGCGAGCCGGCGAAGAUCGAGCACCGUCGCGAGGAGUUCGAGUACCGAGUGUCCCCGGACCGGAAGAUCUCCGAGUCCUCGACGGACUCGUACAGGAAGCACGCGGACUCGUUUUCCCCGUCGGGGAACAUCGAUUACAUCGACGAGGACAUCCCCUAUCACGCCCGGCAGACCAGCCAGCCGUUCUCGUACGGCGCCACCACGGACAUGAUCAAACACCAGAAACUGUCCUCGCCUUCCCUGGUCAGGAAGGCCUCGGUCAGGGGCGCCGCACCUGUUGUGGACUUCGAGGAGAUCCUGGGGGAGAACUCCAGGCGACCCAUUAGUCCUUUGAGCCCCAACACACCCGACCCGCCGCCGGAGUUCGCUAAUGGGCCUGCGAAGACCAGCUCGGACCAUGUAGACGGAUUAUCGUGGCUGAGGCAGCAGCAGCUCAAGCUCGCUGCGAGAAGGGACGAGAGGAAUCCUGGGAAACUCUGGCGACAGGAGACCGGGAACCGGGUGAUCGGCGAGCUAAGGAGCUUGCAGAGGGGCAGACUGAGGCAUGACGGGUACGCCAGCGAUUCUGCAGUCCUCGAUGACGAUGACGAAACCUGGAUGCCGCAUUCUGUGUCCGGACAGACGCAAACGAGGCAGCUUCCGUACACAUCGGCGCCAGCGAGUCCUCUGCUUCCGCAGCGAUCGAGCAGCCGGAAGUACAAUGGGACCGCCGGAACCGGCACUUUGGGAAGGCCGCGCGCUGAGAGCGUGAACGAGCGUCCCUUCAUGACAGUGAAGCGAGCUUACGAGUACCGCAAGUACGGCGAGAGCCAGAGCCCUCCGACAUCCCCCCGCUCAGGCUUAGUCGGCACGCAACCCUUAGGAUUAACAAUGCAGCAACAAGCCACGUUUAUUAACACGGAGAAGCCGCAGCCGCAGCCGCCGCGGCCGGAAUCGCGGAGCGACAGUUUCGCGCGUGCGGACGCUCUGUUGCGCGAGCAUCGACAGCAGCAGCAACAGCUACCCGGUGCCGGGAGCACGGUCGCCGAUCACCUGGACCAGAAGCAAACGCUGUCGCAGGAUUUCGGCGAGCGAAACGCUCGGCCGGAGUCGCGGAACCGUUCAGUAGGUUACCAAAGCUUCGAGAGGAGUAUGAUCGUGAACGACAGGACCGUCGAUCACGUGGACGCCGGCUUGCUGGCCGUCGUUGACCAGCAAUCUGCUCAGGCGACCGCCCCGGAUCCUCUCGUGAGCCUCAUUCAAUCGCUGGCCGAUAUUUCGCCCGUUCGAUCGCCUCCAUCCGUCACUAACAAGAACGAGAACGAUCAUCCCGCGAGCAUCAGCCCGCCGGCGAACAAUCCUGCGAGCAGCAACGCCACCGCUAACAACACCGGCACUAAUUGCUCCCCUAACCAGUCGCCCAAAGCAUGGCAGAAUUGCACCCAGUCCCACAAUGACUCGGCGUCAUCGUGGACCGAGAGGAGCGUCAGUCCCGGAAGCGUGGUCGUCGGCAGCGCCUCGAGGCCUCAAACACCGGCGUUUCCGGUCCAUCCUCGGACCCCGUACGUCAACAACUCGUCGCCGACGGUCACGUUCGCCUCCGACCGCUCGUACGUCACGUCGAACACCAGCUACAACCUGAACAACAAUAACAACGUCAACAACGAGGUGGGCGGCAACAACAACAACAAUGUCGGGAACUACGCGAGCGAGCGAACGAUCUACAUCGAGGAACGGAGAGACGUUUCCAAGGAAUCGGGGCUUCCUCCCAAGAGUCCGACAACACAGAGCAAGGACCGAUCUGUUUCUCCGAUAAACGAGUCGACGAUGUCGCAGUCGCAAACCAUCUCACGCAGCCCCGGCACACCGACGCACAUCGAGUUCGCCCAAAGCCCGAAGAGCGCCGCCUCGUACACGUCCAUAAACAGCGGCGGCCAAUCCUCUCCUCAGGUUCAGUAUUAUGGCUCGAGACGGUCGAGCGUUCACUCGAACACCGAGCCCCAAGAAGUAGCCGAUGCCAAUGUGAAGUUCGUGCGCGACACCAGCAGGAUCUGGUACAAGCCUAACAUAUCUCGGGAGCAAGCAAUCUCAAUGCUAAAGGACGCAGCGCCAGGGACAUUCGUCGUCCGAGACAGCAACUCCUUCCCAGGAGCCUUCGGCCUAGCCCUGAAGGUAGCUACCCCGCCUCCAGGAGCGCCCAGUAGCCCAAGAGACCCAUCGAGCGAGCUGGUUAGGCACUUUUUGAUCGAGCCAACCUCGAGAGGCGUUCGACUAAAGGGAUGCGCGAACGAGCCAGUGUUCAGCUCCCUGUCGGCGUUAGUUUACCAGCAUAGUUUAAUGGCGAUGGCUCUGCCUUGCCAGCUGUUGCUCCCGGAACCGGAAGCCGCAGCCAGAGCUCUCGAUUCUCCAGGUGCUAACAGCGCUCAGCAGUGGCUCAUACAGGGUGCAGCCUGCAACGUUCUUUACCUCUUCACCAUGGACACAGAGUCCCUAACUGGGCCCCAGGCCAUCAAGAAAGCAGUCACAACCAUGUUUGAUCAGAAACCACUGCCCACUGCGACCAUCGUUCACUUCAAGGUCUCCUCGCAGGGGAUCACGCUGACCGAUAACGCCAGGAAGCUUUUCUUCCGCAGACAUUAUCCCACUAACAACAUCAGCUAUUGCGGAUUGGACACUGAAGAACGCACCUGGGAGUUCUCCAGCGAGGACACGGGACGACCUGUUAGCGCUCACCGAUGCUUCGGGUUCGUGGCAAGGAAACCCGCCCACAAGUCGGACAACCAGUGCCACGUGUUCGCCGAGCUGGAGCCCGAGCAGCCGGCAAUGGCGAUCGUGAACUUCGUGAACAAGGUGAUGAUGGGCAGCUCGAUGUCCAAGGCCAACAUCGUCUAGACCAUCGACGGUCGUCCUGGUCGUCCAUCCAUCUCUGGCAACGAUCAUCCCAUCGUCAGACCACAGACGGGAAUACGAGAAGCAAUCGCGGAAUCGUUUCAUCGGCGCGAUUCGAAUGGAUCCAUCGACUCGACGAAGAUCCUGGACCCAGCGACAGGAUACGGUGUAGCCGGCUUCCGAUUGGAAGCCUCCCAUGCAUUUCGUGGAACGUAGAAUCGAGUCAGUAGAGCAUGAACGUGUUCCGAUACAGUAGCGAUUUAUCGGUAGGGAUCGAUCGGCACGGAGGAAACUCGAUUCCAUCCUUGCGUCACACGCUUCGGAAGGAGAACGUUGUUAAGAGCGGAGAUCGUUAAACUGUUGGUAAUUAUCGUAGAGGAUAGUAGAGUAAUAUAAAAUGUAUACGCGGGGAAGGGGCGUGACGGUGCGGCGCUUCGCCGCCACUCUAUUCAUUGUUAUGGGAUUCCGGUGAAUUCUAAUGGGGAGUUUACUUUUUAGUACUGUCCUAAAAUCCCGUAAUGUCGUCCUCUACGCGCCACGUUCGUAUUGGACGGUCACAGACGAUGCACGUCGGCGUCCGAAUGGUAGGAGAUCCCCAGCUGCCUACACUUAAUUAAGAAAAAUUUACUGUCUAUACAUCAUUGACACGUGAGCAGGAUCCAAAGGCUUGAACGUGUUCCAUCACUUUUUACGUACUUUUCUAAUAGCCUUCCUCGCCUCGAUUUCCUCGUUUGGUCAAGUGCAUUUUUGUUAGUUAGGCUAGACGGUUCUCAGACUCUGAGCGGACAGGAUCGACUGCCAUUCGACGAGCUCGCGGUUUGCUCCACGAACGGUCCCGGGUCACUUACGACCCACGAGAUCACGGUUUUAUUAACCGAUCUUGGACGCUGUUGUUCAGAGAUGUUUGAAAAAUAGAAAAAUUCGCGUGAUUGCGACUGUUACAGUUAGAUGUGUGAUGUUCAUGUAAUAAUCAUGUUCAUACUGUGAUUACUUACGGUAAUUACACUGUCUUAAUGUUGAAUUCAAUGAAAUAGAACUUGGUCGUCUUGAAGAACUUUGAAAUAUGUAAGAAACGGUGACGUGAAAUUGAUUUGCAAAUUCUUGCGAGAUAAAACGUUGCCAGAUGAGUGUAUUUCCAGUUAGACUGUCUCUAAAUGUGCACUCUGAAAAUAUCUCUACACCCACGCUCUUCUUAUCAAACUGUAACACUUGAAUUCGAGCUACCAGAACUAUACAAUUAUCAAUGCAUGUUAAAACAUUCUGUCUGUAUAAAAAUUAAUUUAAACAUUACCACGAAAGAUACGAAUUGAGUACAGUUUCCCUGAACUUGACGCGAAGCAUAAAACCUGUAAGAAGAAUGCUAUAAAAUCAGUAAAAGUCAUCGAGUGUUUUAAAUAUUUCUGAACGACGGUGUGCAAACGUAGCACGGGUCAAAAAGGACCGGUCACCGGUCGGCGGAUCGAGCGAGAGUAAAGUAAGGGAAAGAAAGAAAGAAAGAAAGAAAGAAAGGAAGAAAGGCAGCAUCGUCACGCCUCGCCUCGAGCGCGAAAGCUAAUUAUGCGAACGUACCGACAUGCACACGCGAACAUACCGAUAGUUGGUAGGCCUAGUUGAGUAUUUCGACCGUGUUCGCCGCGCGGAAAUCAAAACGAGUACGUCUCUCGAACGAACGACAUGCUAAUCGAAUGAAGAAGAAGAAUAGCGAGAGGAGAACCAUUAAAAAAAAGAAAAGAAAAGCAAGAAAGAAAAAGCACACGUACUCGCGGCAUUCACGUACGCAGCACCGUAUGCGAACGAUAGUUGAAUCCAUAUGUAUGUUACAAUAUUACCGCGUUAUACCUUGGGACUCUCGAGUAAUGUUUAUCGAAGAAAUGUUACGUCGUUGCGGAGCCGACCUCCGGUUAAUGUAUGGUAUCGUGACACGUUGUUGCUAGACUGCGAACCAUUUAUGCGCGGUACAACGAUCGAACUCGUAGAAACCGUGAUCAGCAAUCAAAGCAAACGAUACCCGCCAAUCUCCGAUCGAAAUCGAAAUGGAACUGUAGCAACAGUUAUGACGCUAUAGCGCACAAGGUUCGCAGCCUAGCGGCUAUAUAAAUAACUGUAAAUAAAAGCGAGCUGGUAAAGGACGCCUCGGUUUCAAUGGGAACGUGUGACGUUCCCAUGAGCGGCAGCGGAGUUAUGGCAGCGAAGUUAAGGCAGCGUUCAGGGAGAAGGAGAAGAAGGAGGAGGAGGAGGUGGAGGACGAAUCGAUAAUGAAUUCGACUCGACAGGUGUCAACGUGACGGAACAAAAAAUAAACGAUACUCGAAGAGGAGUAGCGAGACGUUCACGGUGCAAGUAGGAGAGAUGAAGCGACUUCGUCGCUGCGACCUGUGACCUUAAAGGUUUACUUCUGACACAGUCCGCUAGGUGGUCUAUGAAACUUUCGUACUAUCUGUGAGAGUUUCCAUCGUGUGCGCUACUACAGUAACGCUAUCUUAACAGCACCACAGUUAUGCAAAAAUAAAUUAAAACACCGAUGUUUCACCAGCGCCUCUAGCGGGAACUCGAGGAAGUAAACUUUCAGCGUCACAGGAAUCUUAUGGUGAUCGCAGUCGGUUCGCCUCUCCUUCUUACGCCGUGCAUCAGAUAAACGAAACAUCACACACCUACACGAUCGUUUACAUACACACAUACAAACACACGCAUACAAACAUACACAGAGAGAGAGAGAGAGAGACACAUACACACGAAACGUACAUGAAUGUACACGUCAUUUCGUUUGAUAACCCCUCCCAGCCACGUAGGUUCUUGCCAUUUAAUGAAUCGUCCUCGGGAGCGACGUCCUUCGCACCCAAGAUGGCGGAACCGACGAAGGAGGAUCCCUGCGCCGGGGACGACGGUAAUCAGUCAAUUAUUACGAAAGAUUGUUACAUGUAAUUACGACAAUACCGCGGCGAGGGGAGGAUGUCUCCUUCUCUCGUCGCAGCUGUUUUCUUCUUUCGCGUUCUAUCGGGUCCGGGGAGGAUCGGUUCGCAUCUUCCGCCUGUUUCUCGUUCCCCGAGACUCCUGACGACGAUCGCAGGACGUAUCGGGGAAGGGUUUACCGGCUGGAACACUGUGCUAGUCAAAAUUCGAUGUGUAUACUCGGAAGCGAUGAUGAAUUCGGUAAGUUUAGUGGACGACGGUUUGCCGGACCGAUCUCUCUUCGUGAAACCCGACGACCCCCCCACCCCCCUGUCUCAUUUCAUCGUAUGUAUCAUUUCGUACACGUGGAAACCUGACUAACCGAGUAACCAUUAAUUUAACACCAGUCAUUAUAAUAAUUCUUAAUUAUUAUUACUUAUUUACGCUCUAUUGUUACGUACGUUCACGCAAUAAUUGUAUCGUUGCACGCCGGAACGGUGUGUCUCUUAUAGUUGUAACCGUAAUAAACCAUAUUCGCAGCGUA
This is a messenger RNA of Megalopta genalis, 10085 nucleotides long. Lineage: Eukaryota; Metazoa; Arthropoda; Insecta; Hymenoptera; Halictidae. The record is from RefSeq and is a predicted model, not a curated record.